AUGUCAUAAUCUGUAAUAGUUCUGAAGAAUAAAGAAUACCAGAGUGCAUUAAUAGAAGUAUUUAUUUAUGAUUUAGUUUCCUUAACUUUUUGAUUUGAUUUCUGAGCAAAGGAUUAGUAAGUAGCAUCAUGGAUUCUGCCUACUUGGAUGUGUUAAUGGACUCUUUAGAAAAAAUGGAAAUAGAAGCUACAAGUGAUCUACCGGCAGAUGUAUACGAAAAAUUAUUAGCGUUAUAUUUAUAUAGGAAUGAUUUGUGUAACGCAAAAUUCUUAUGGAAACGUAUACCUGAAAGAGUUAAAACUGGUACUCCUGAACUAGGUAAUAUAUGGUCUGUUGGUCAAUAUAUGUGGAAAAAAGAUUAUCCUUCUAUUUAUAAAUCACUAAACUCUGUGGUAUGGUCUAAUACAGUGGGAGAAAUUAUGAACAAAGUUGAAGAAUCUGUUCGUAAUCGAGCCGUUGAGCUUAUUUCACAAGCUUAUUCUGCGGUUUCAUUAGAUACAGUUUGUGCAAUGACAGGUCUGGCUCCUGAUAUCUGUAGUAAAGCUUGUAUGGAAAAAGGUUGGAAGUUUGAAGCUGAUACCAAAAUAGUUCAUCCUAUUAAAAUUAAAGUAGAAUCUAUUAGUUCCACAAGUAGUGAGGACCAACUAUAUAAAUUAACCGAUUUUGUUUCAUUCUUAGAAAAUUAAUAACGUAUCUUGUAUAAAAUAAAUUAUUGUUUCUUUUAUUAAAAUUAAUUUCUGUUUGUAAA
Harmonia axyridis is the source of this 748-nucleotide messenger RNA. RefSeq names its product COP9 signalosome complex subunit 8 (gene CSN8). The coding region runs from base 129 to 686 and encodes 185 amino acids. Gene Ontology annotation, cellular component: COP9 signalosome. Gene Ontology annotation, biological process: COP9 signalosome assembly; protein deneddylation. The transcript has 4 exons. The record is from RefSeq and is a predicted model, not a curated record. Lineage: Eukaryota; Metazoa; Arthropoda; Insecta; Coleoptera; Coccinellidae.